Lontra canadensis (Northern American river otter) is the source of this 2310-nucleotide messenger RNA. RefSeq names its product premelanosome protein (gene PMEL). Bases 237 to 2207 code for a protein of 656 amino acids. Gene Ontology annotation, biological process: melanosome organization. Gene Ontology annotation, cellular component: melanosome. NCBI's taxonomy places the organism in Eukaryota, Metazoa, Chordata, Mammalia, Carnivora, Mustelidae. The record is from RefSeq and is a predicted model, not a curated record. The transcript is spliced from 11 exons.
AUUUCCGAUUUCCCAGUCAAGAAGGGUGUGACCUAGUGAAACCAAAAACUGUCAUUGAGUAGCGGAUGUCCAGUGACCAGGAUCCCUUGUCAGUUCUGCCUUUCUCUGGUCCUCCUGCCCCUCCCAAGCUUCUCCUGAAGGGAGAGAAGGAAGGGCUAUGCAAAUGAGCACCCCUCUCCUAUAUAGGGGCUUGUCCCAGCCCCCCAGCGUCUUUCGUUGCUGGAAGAAAGAACAAGAUGAGUCUGGUCCUGAGAAAAUGCCUUCUCUUUAUGGCUGUGAUGAGUUCUUUUCUGGCUGUGGGGGCCACAGAAGGACCCAGAAACCAGGACUGGCUUGGUGUCCCAAGGCAGCUUACAACUAAAGCCUGGAACAGGCAGCUGUAUCCAGAGUGGGCAGAAAUACAGAGGCCUGACUGCUGGAGAGGUGGCCAGGUGUCCUUGAAGGUCAGUAAUGAUGGGCCUACACUUGUUGGGGCAAAUGCCUCCUUCUCUAUUGCGCUGCACUUCCCCGAAAGCCAAAAGGUGCUGCCAGAUGGUCAGGUCGUCUGGGCCAACAACACCAUCAUCAAUGGGAGCCAGGUGUGGAGAGGACAGCCAGUGUAUCCCCAGGUAUCUGACGAUGCCUGCAUCUUCCCUGAUGGGAGAGCCUGCCCAUCUGGCCCUUGGUCUCAGACAAGAAGCUUUGUUUAUGUCUGGAAGACCUGGGGCCAAUACUGGCAAGUUCUGGGGGGCCCAGUGUCAGGACUGAGCAUUGUGACAGGCAAGGCAAUGCUGGGCACACAUACCAUGGAAGUGACUGUCUACCACCGCAGGGAGUCCCAGAGCUACGUGCCCCUUGCUCACUCCUGCUCAGCCUUCACCAUUACGGACCAGGUGCCCUUCUCCGUGAGUGUGUCCCAGCUGCAGGCCUUGGAUGGAGGGAACAAGCACUUCCUGAGAAAUCAUCCUUUGACCUUUGCCCUCCAGCUUCAUGACCCCAGUGGUUAUUUGUCCGGGGCCGACCUCUCCUACACCUGGGACUUUGGAGACCAUACUGGGACCCUGAUCUCUCGGGCCCUUGUGGUCACUCACACUUACCUAGAAUCCGGCCCAAUCACUGCCCAGGUGGUGCUGCAGGCUGCCAUUCCUCUCACAUCCUGUGGCUCCUCCCCAGUUCCAGUCACCACAGAUGGGCAUGUGCCAACCGCAGAGGCCCCUGGCACCACAGCUGGGCACGUGCCUACUGCAGAAGUCAGAAGUACUACACGUAGUCAGGUGCCAACUGCGGAGCCUUCCAGAACCACAGCUGUGCAGAUGCCGACCAUGGAGGUCACUACACUCGUACAGGUGUCAAGCACAGAGGGCACAGGUACUACAGCUGAGCAGGUGCCAGGCUCAGAGGUCACAGGUACCACACUUGCAGAGACUGUAGGUACAACCCGUGAAGGGUCAACCACAGAGCACUCUGGAACCACAGCUGCACAGGUAACAACAAAAGAGUCGGUGGAGCCCACAGCUGGAGAGAUGCCCACACCUGAGCCUGAGGGUCCAGAUGCCAACCCCUUCGUGUCUACGGAAGGUAUUACAGGUUCCCAGAGUCCCCUGCUGGAUGAUGCAGCUACCUUAAUCCUGGCAAAGCGACAGACCCCCCUGGAUUGUGUUCUAUAUCGAUACGGCUCCUUUUCACUCACCCUGGACAUUGUCCGGGGUAUUGAGAGAGCUGAGAUCCUGCAGGCUGUGCCAUCCAGCGAAGGGGAUGCAUUUGAGCUGACAGUUUCUUGCCAAGGAGGGCUGCCCAAGGAAGCUUGCAUGGACAUCUCCUCACCAGGCUGCCGGCCCCCUGCCCAGCGGCUCUGUCAGCCUGUGCCACCCAGCCCCGCCUGCCAGCUGGUUUUACACCAAGUCCUGAAGGGUGGCUCAGGGACCUACUGCCUCAAUGUGUCUUUGGCCGAUGCCAACAGUCUGGCAAUGGUCAGCACCCAGCUUGUAAUGCCUGGUCAAGAAGCGGGACCUGGACAGGCUCCCCUGUUUGUGGGCAUCUUGCUGGUGUUGAUGGCUACGGUGCUUGUAUCUCUGAUAUAUAGGCGAAGACUUCUGAAGCAGGGCUCAGCGAUCCCGGUUCCCCAGCUGCCACAUGGUAGCACUCAUUGGCUGCGGCUGCCCCGGGUCUUCCGCUCUUGCCCCAUUGGUGAGAACAGGCCCCUCCUCAGUGGGCAGCAGCAGGUCUGAGUAGUCUCACGUGAUGCUGUGAUUUGCUGAGGGUGGACAGCCAUGCCUAUCUUUUCUCCAGUCUUCCCUUGGAGACUACCAUUACCUGAAAUAAAUACUCAGA